Messenger RNA from Paramuricea clavata, 3450 nucleotides. The record is from the annotation of a GenBank genome assembly. Lineage: Eukaryota; Metazoa; Cnidaria; Anthozoa; Malacalcyonacea; Plexauridae.
UCUUCACCUCCGACACAAGUUCUUCACCUCUUUACACCCCCUCUAGUUCAGCUUCUAACUCUCUUGACUCAUUAAAUGUAUCUGAAUCCGAUGUUCAGUCUUUGUUGUCCAAUUUGUCACCCUCUAAGGCUAUUGGUCCAGAUGGUAUUCCAGCUUACCUUCUAAAGCGAUGUUCUGAGGUAAUUGCCCCUUCUUUGACUGCUCUCUUUGAGUUAUCUCUUCAGCAGGGUGUUUUUCCUUCUGAAUGGAAAGCUGCUAAUGUCGUGCCUAUACCCAAAAAGGGUGACACUCAUGAGGUCACUAACUACAGAUCAGUUUCCUUACUCUCUCAAGUCUCAAAAGUUCUCGAACGUUUAAUUUUCAGGCAGGUUUCUUCUUUUGUUGAAAACUCCUUGUACGACCUUCAACACGGCUUUCGUUGUCAAAGGUCGUGUGUUACUCAACUUUUGAGUGUACUUCACGACCUUGGUCGUACUCUUGACUCUGGAAAGGAAACAGACCUGAUUUAUCUCGACUUUGCUAAAGCGUUUGACUCUGUGUCCCAUAGCAAACUUUUGUUCAAACUCAAAUCGUUUGGUAUCUCAGGUCCACUUCUUAACUGGUUUGCUGAUUACCUUCGUGAUCGCAAACAGUGUGUUGUCGUUGAAGGAGCUUCCUCGUCUUUUCUUAAUGUUACCUCUGGGGUGCCACAAGGUAGUGUAAUAGGUCCACUUUUAUUCAUUCUUUAUGUAAAUGACCUUCCCGAGGUAACCAAUAAUAGUACCGUUGCACUUUUUGCUAAUGACAGCAAGUGUUAUCGUGCUAUACGAUCACCAGUUGAUCGUGGUCUCCUUCAGCUUGACCUGGACGCUAUGUCCAACUGGUCACUUAACUGGAAAAUGAAAUUUAAUGUCUCGAAGACGCUCCUACUUAGGAUAUCCCGCAAACGUAACCCUCCAACUCAUUGCUACUUUCUUAACAACGAUCCAGUUAAGAGCAUAGCUAACCAAGUAGACUUGGGUGUUGUUAUCAGCAAUGACCUAAAGUGGUCCCCUCACAUCGCCAGCUGCACUGCAAAAGCCAAUCGUAUGCUUGGUUUUCUUCGUAGGAAUUGUACGCAAAUGCCUGAUAUUCGCUGGCGUAGGCUUCUUUAUCUUGCUCUCGUCCGAUCUCAUCUGUCAUAUGGUAGUGAGAUCUGGGCACCUCAAGGAUCGUCACGUGAUCUUGCGAUCAUCGAGGGUGUUCAAAGACGAGCUAGUAAAUUUAUCCUUCAGGAUUAUGAGUUGCCAUAUCCUGAACGCCUUAAAAAGCUUAAUUUAUUACCAAUAUCCUACUGGAUGGAACUAAAGGAUCUCGUCUUCUUUUUUAAAUGUAAGCACGGUCUCUUCGACCUAGAUAUCUCCUCUUUCGUCACUUUUUCUUCAAACAGCUCGUCUCACACCCGUUCAAGUUCGGACAACUUGCUUCGUGUCAAUCAUUGCAGGACUUCUCUCUUUAGGAACUCUUUUUUCAACCGAAUAGUCUUUCUCUGGAAUAAUCUCUCUCCUACCAUUCGUAAUAGUUCAUCCGUUUCCUCCUUUAAAAACAGACUAACUGUUCAUUACUCUUCUCUACUUCAUUCAUCUUUCGAUGUAAACAGAAUGCGCACUUGGAAAACCUCCUGUUCUAAGUGCCCCUCUCUUUCAACUUAAGCUGUUGUUCGUAAUUCGUCAUGUUUUCUGUAAAUUUUAUAUUUGUUAUCGUCUUUGAUUUAUGUUUGUUAUAGUUUGUUUUCAUUAAGGUUGGUCUUCAUAUGGGGCCAUUCAUGUCCUGUUGACCAUACCUUCAACCAUAUUAUGUAGUUUUUUUAGUCUAUUUUAUGUAUGGUUGUAAAGUUAAUAAAUAAAUAAAUAAAUAUUUGAAUAAACUGCGUCUCACUGAAUGAUACUGUGUUACUGACCGUUGUUUUAUAUCCACGAAAUAUCUUCUCCAAAAGUUAAACUUUGUAACAAGGAGCUCGAAGGUAAAUCCUUCAAAAGCUUUGAGCAAAUAAUGCCAAAAAAUUGCGCGUGAUGCAUAACUUAUGCUCCUACUUGCUUUGUGAUUGGCUGUUGGUUUUAGUUAGGAUACAUAAAAGCUUUUCAUUGGCUAAAAGCGUUUCUUUCAUUAAUAUUCACGUGAACACAAUGCUGCUUCAAGAAAAUAACCUUUGACCCACCAACAAUACAUGGAAAUAUGUUUGCGAUGUUACUUUGAGUGCAUAUCCACACCGGGCGAGCUUGAAAAAUAUGCCCGGCCACGGUGGGAUUCGAACCUACGACAUUGGUAUUGAAGGAACUAGAUACUGUUCCGAAAUAUCACUUACUCGAACCGUCCUGACCGCGUAGCUCAGUUGGAAGAGCAUUGGGCUAGUAUUCCAAAGGUCGUAGGUUCGAAUCCCACCGUGGCCGGGCAUAUUUUUCAAGCUUGCCCGGUGUGGAUAUGCACUCAGAGUAACAUCGCAAACAUAUUAUUCACCUGAGUACACAACACCAACACAGAAAAUUCAUAUUACUAGAACACAUUGGUAUUGAAGGAACUAGAUACUGUUCCGAAAUAUCACUUACUCGAACCGUCCUGACCGCGUAGCUCAGUUGGAAGAGCAUUGGGCUAGUAUUCCAAGGUCGUAGGUUCGAAUCCCACCGUGGCCGGGCAUAUUUUUCAAGCUCGCCCGGUGUGGAUAUGCACUCAGAGUAACAUCACAAACAUAUUAUUCACCUGAGUACACAACACCAGCACAAGAAAAAAUUCAUAUUACAAGAACACAUUGGUAUUGAAGGAACUAGAUACUGUUCGGAAAUAUCACUUACUCGAACCGUCCUGACCGCGUAGCUCAGUUGGAAGAGCAUUGGGCUAGUAUUCCAAAGGUCGUAGGUUCGAAUCCCACCGUGGCCGGGCAUAUUUUUCAAGCUCGCCCGGUGUGGAUAUGCACUCAGAGUAACAUCACAAACAUAUGUAUAUAAUACUUUUCUUAAAGGUCAACGUUUCAUGGUUAUAGACCCUUUUCAUAAAUGGCUGCCGAUUAAAAAUUCUUUUAUGUGCAUAUAAAUUGGCCCAACUAGCCUCGUUUCUGGGUAGAAAUUCCUUUGAAAUCUUAACAUGAGUACGAGGCUAGUUGGGCCAAUUUAUAUGCACAUAAAAGAAUUUUUAAUCGGCAGCCAUUUAUGAAAAGGGUGUAUAAGUUUCGACUUUCUGAGGACAACCUUAAUUACGUCAUGAUCAAUAAUCGCUAUACAUAUGUUCGCUACCUCAUGCAAAACAUACUAAAUUUUCCAUAGAAACCCGUCCGUUAAAGACAAGAAAAAAUACUUACUAGUACCAGGGUCAUCAGCUGCAACAUUAUGGCUUGUAGUGGGAGUAAAUUCUGAUAUAGGUGGUAUAUCUUCCAGGGAUACAUACUCUCUUUCAUUUGAAUGCAGACCUUGUUGGGCUAAGAACGAUGAAUCUUCAUGA